UCGGAGCGCAGUGACAGCGGGCGGUGUGUCUGUCAGGUGCGGCCGUUGAUCAGAGCGCAGGGACUCGGGCUGCAGAGAAGGCUUUCACGUUUCACGUUCAUCUUUAACGUUGUAGAGCUCGGGGCUGUGAACAUGCCGCUCGCUCAACUCGUGGAGCUAUGGCCCGAUGUGGAACUGGUGGCAGAAGAAACGGAGAACGGACACGCAGCCCCAGAAGAUGGAAUAAAAUGCGCAAAUAAGGAUGAAGUGGUUGUGAAGGAGAUUAAUAUAACGCAUCAUGUUAAAGAAGGUUCAGAGAAGGCCGAUUCAUCACACUUUGUCUUGCUCAAGGUGCUCGGACAGGGAUCAUUUGGCAAAGUAUUCCUUGUACGGAAGAUAACUCCACCUGAUGACAACCAUUUGUACGCAAUGAAGGUCCUUAAGAAAGCCACUCUUAAAGUGCGAGACAGAGUGAGGACCAAGAUGGAACGUGAUAUUUUAGCUGAUGUACACCAUCCUUUUGUGGUGAGGCUACAUUAUGCUUUCCAAACAGAGGGUAAACUGUACCUGAUCCUUGAUUUUCUGAGGGGAGGUGACCUCUUCACUCGUCUUUCAAAGGAAGUGAUGUUUACGGAGGAGGAUGUGAAGUUCUACUUGGCUGAAUUGGCUUUGGGCCUUGAUCAUUUGCACAGUCUAGGAAUCAUCUACCGUGAUCUUAAGCCUGAGAACAUUUUGCUUGAUGAAGAGGGACACAUAAAGUUGACCGAUUUUGGUCUGAGUAAAGAAUCAAUAGACCAUGAGAAGAAGGCUUACUCAUUCUGUGGUACAGUUGAAUACAUGGCUCCUGAGGUUGUAAACCGGCAAGGUCACACGCACAGUGCCGAUUGGUGGUCUUAUGGAGUUCUCAUGUUUGAGAUGCUGACUGGUUCCCUGCCAUUUCAAGGAAAAGACCGCAAGGAAACAAUGACGCUAAUAUUAAAAGCCAAACUCGGCAUGCCUCAGUUUCUCAGCAAUGAGGCGCAGGCAUUAUUACGUGCUCUCUUUAAGCGGAAUCCCACAAACAGAUUAGGAUCAGGCGUAGAUGGUGCAGAAGAAAUUAAACGCCAUCCCUUCUUUUCAACAAUUGAUUGGAAUAGACUGUAUCGUAGGGAGCUUAGCCCACCUUUCAAACCAGCAGUUACUCAGCCAGAGGACACGUAUUACUUUGACACAGAGUUCACUUCACGAACGCCAAAAGACUCUCCUGGAAUACCCCCCAGUGCAGGAGCCCACCAGCUGUUUCGUGGAUUCAGUUUUGUGGCUCCAACUCUUGACCAGGAGAAUAAGCGAUCCCCAGUUGGUUCUACAAUGCUGUCUUUACCAAAGGUUUGCAGCAAAAAUGUUCUGUUCAGUGACGUAUACAAUGUGCGUGAGACAAUCGGCGUUGGCUCAUUUUCUGUGUGCAAAAGAUGCAUUCACAAGGGUACCAACAUGGAGUAUGCUGUGAAAGUUAUAGACAAGUCCAAGAGAGAUCCUUCAGAGGAAAUUGAAAUCUUGCGGAGAUAUGGUCAACAUCCUAACAUUAUCACACUGAAAGAUGUUUAUGAAGAAGGGAACCGCGUCUACAUGGUGACUGAACUUAUGCGAGGAGGGGAGUUACUGGACAGAAUCCUGCGUCAAAAAUUCUUCUCUGAACGUGAAGCCAGUGCCGUCCUUUUGACUAUUUGCAAGACUGUGGAAUAUUUGCACUCCCAAGGGGUUGUUCACAGAGAUCUAAAGCCCAGUAACAUUCUCUAUGUUGACGAAUCUGGUAACCCAGAAUCUAUUAGGAUAUGUGACUUCGGAUUUGCAAAGCAACUGCGGGCUGAGAAUGGACUACUUAUGACUCCUUGUUAUACAGCUAACUUUGUGGCCCCAGAGGUGUUGAAGCGACAAGGUUAUGACGAGGGCUGUGACAUAUGGAGCUUGGGCAUCCUUCUGUAUACCAUGUUGGCUGGGUAUACCCCGUUUGCAAAUGGCCCAGAAGACUCCCCUGAAGAAAUUUUGGCUCGAAUUGGGGUAGGAACAUUUACCUUGAGAGGGGGAAACUGGAAUACAGUUUCUGACUCUGCAAAGGAUUUAGUAACUCGUAUGCUUCACGUGGAUCCUCAUCGCCGACUUACUGCACGCCAAGUUUUAAAUCAUGAAUGGAUAACAAAGAGACAUUUAUUACCUCAGAGUCAACUCAAUCGGCAGGAUGUACAGAUAGUCAAAGGUGCUAUGGCUGCCACAUACUUGGCCUUAAACAGUUCCAAGCCCACUCCUCAGUUGCAGCCAAUCAAAUCUUCAAUCCUUGCACAGCGGCGUGUCAAAAAACUGCCCUCCACAAUACUCUAGUUAUGAUUUUGGAUCCUCUGGAUAGCUGAGGGCAAUCCUCUUGUGAACAGUGACUUAUGAUGCCUUGACCAGCUUCUCCACAGCCACUGCAUUGAUCUGCCUUUUCUCCCAUAAGCACACAAUGCUGUUGUCUUAACAGUCUGUGUACAGAUUGCCAUAUGCCUGGCUUGCUGCAUUCCAAUGUGCAACGUCUGGGAUAAUAUUGGCUCUGGGUCUGGUUGGGGGCAAAAAUCAUUGAAACCAGGCAAUCCUCUUCCUUUUUUUUUUUUUUUUUUUUUAUGGUGGAAGGAUUUCUUUUCUGUAUGCUGGCAAAGGCCAUUGUGUGCCUGAACCCUGUUCCAUGAGUUUAAAAAAAAAUCCCUUUUAUUCAGCACUAUCUCAGGGCUGUCUAUACUCUUACCUCUUACGUGGGUAGGGGACACCUCUACUUCUGCUGUGACAUGUGACAUCCGUGCUUUAGUAAUUUGUUGUAUAUCUGUCUUGCCUUUGCUUUGUGUUGCAUAUACAUUUAGUCAAAUUUGUCAAUACAAGUGUUCACAUGUAUAUUAACUCUCUAAAGCACACACACAGAGGUCUGUCUCCCUCAUUUGUCAGAGGAUUGUGGUGACAAAUAUCUGGUGUCUUUGCACAUUCAAGGGCUGUGUCCAUCACUGUGAUUUAUAGACUGAGAGGGUGCCAUAGGGCACCACAUAUCUACCUGACACAAACAAUACUCUGCAUUCAGUAUUCCUGAUUCUUUCCAGUCGAGCAAAUGAAUCAAGAAACCUGCUACAGAGAAGGCUGGCUUUCUACAGAACAUCAUAUUUUACAAAAAAAAAAAAAUAUAUGCAGCUGGAAUAUUUGAAGUCCGAUUGAAUAAAUGCUACUCCUUCCUUCCCAAUCAUAUGCACAUGGUUGGGAUGUUAGCAGCAUUAUGAGCACAUAUCAGACUGUAGCUUAAGUUUUCAUGUACAGUACGUUAAGUGUGCUUUUGCCAGUUAUUACAUUGGGAAAUGAUAGAAUUUUAAAAAUGAUUCCAAUUGCUUUUAAAUGACUGUAAUUAAUAUAAAAUUGAAGAUUGAAAAAUAAGAAUGAUGGCAUUUUAAUGUGAACAUUUAAAAUUCUGGGGUUCAUACUAGGAACCCCACUGCAGUUCUAGCUUUGUUACUGUGUAUUACAACCUUUGCCUACCUGGUACGUACAUAACUAAUUAUCCAUUGUCCAUUAAUAAAUCUUCAUUUUGGUUGUGGCUUGCAAA
Molecule: messenger RNA, 3571 nt
Organism: Pelobates fuscus (common spadefoot toad)
Lineage: Eukaryota; Metazoa; Chordata; Amphibia; Anura; Pelobatidae
Gene: RPS6KA1
Product: ribosomal protein S6 kinase A1
Exons: 22
Coding region: 133-2334 (733 amino acids)
Biological process (GO): peptidyl-serine phosphorylation; intracellular signal transduction; positive regulation of DNA-templated transcription
Molecular function (GO): magnesium ion binding; protein serine/threonine kinase activity; ATP binding
Source: RefSeq, a predicted model, not a curated record